GCCGCGGCCGAGCAGCAGCCAGCCGCUCAGAAAGAGCUCGCCGCCGCCGCCUCCCCCGGAGCCGCCGAGGCCAGCUGGGCGGCGCUGCCCGGCGGAGGAAGAGGGAGGCUGCAGGAGAGCGGAGGCGGCGAGAGGGCGCAGCGGCCGGCAGCCUGUGGAGGGGCUCGGGCGCGCUCACUCACGCCCCGCAGCCACGCGCGCUCCGCGCCCGCACGCGCCAGCCGCGGCUCGCGCCUUCUUCGCCUCCGGGCGCCCGGCCUCUCUCCCCUCCCGCCCGCUGGCCGGGGUCGCGGUGGCCCGAGGAGCAGCAUGAAUCUGCGGCUCUGCGUGCAGGCGCUCCUGCUGCUCUGGCUCUCCUUGACUGCGGUGUGUGGAGGGCCCCUGAUGCAGCCUCCUGAGGGGAAGGGGCUGGAGGAAGGCAAUGUCCGCUACCUGGUGCAGCCCAGAGGGUCGAGGAAUGGAGCAGGGCCGUGGCAGGGAGGUCGGAGGAAGUUCCGCCGCCAGCGGCCCCGCCUCUCCCAUAAGGGCCCCAUGCCCUUCUGAAGCAGGACUGAAGGGGCUCCCAAGUGCCUGCCUGCUGCGGUUCUCUCUACUCCACAGAUAGGUCUGCUUCUCUGGAGCCCUCAGGUCCAUUCACCUCUCGCCUUACACCUGUUCUAGCUGCUGAUGGUCCCGGUUCUUCUCACCCACCAGAUUCCCCGAAUGGCGUGGUCCUGCCCUAGUUCAGAUGAUUCCCUUUCUCUCACAAGGAUCCAUUCAGCCAUCUUCCUGGCCUCUCCCCGGACUGACUUUGGAGACCCAGCCCUGGAAGGCCUUCCUUGCCUUCCUUCCUCUCCCCGGCUUGCCCUCUGCACGCUGCAGUCCUUAUCUCUCCCUUCGAAUGCCCCCAACCCUUCCCGUGACCUUCCUUCCUCAUGUCCGCCUGGGGCUGGGAGGAAACGCCCCUUUCUUCAGUGGGCCCCAGCAGAUCCCGUGUUUUCUGGUCAGUUGGCCCCUCAUCCGGCCUCCAGAGAGGACUAUGGAGAUGAGCAGCGAGAGACUUUAGUUAGAGAGGCUGGCUGUUGGGAGUCAGGAUGCAUUGGGGGGGACCAAAAUGGGGAGGAGGUUGGCACUCUGUUCAGGGGGGGUCGAAGCAUUGGAGAAGAGGAGAAAUAGCCACUGUGGCCUCUUCCUCAUCCUGUGUUUGGCCCCAUUAAGGAAGAAGCAAAGGAGAGGGACCCACAUAGUCCUUUGUCACUUCUCUCACCUUACUGUAUCUCCUACACUCCCCCCACCCCAACCCCACUAGCUCAAGCUCCAGGUCAGGAGGGGAGGGUGCUGGGCCGGGCCUGACAUGGCUCUAUACUCUCCCAGGAGGAAAAACCAGGCAGGAGGGUCGUUUUUGCCAAAAGUCACAGAACAUCAGAGCUGAAGCUGAAGGGACCCAAGGAGAUCAUUAGCUCGGCCUCCUCAUGCAAACGCCUGUGACAACAGAGGUCUGGCGAGGGGAGUGACUGUUCAGGGCCACUGCAGAGCCAGAAUGGGGACCAGGUCUCCCAACUCCCACGUUAUGAUGUCCUCUUCCCUCUUGAUGGUGCCUUUUCAAAACAAAUAAAGUGCCUUUUCCUGGGGUUGGGGCUGGGGGUGGCUGGGAAGGGAGGAAGAGGGAAGCUAUGAACUGCCCCGUCUGGGGACGGAGCUGCUCCCUCCUCCCUGCUGCACCAUCCCCCGACCUGGCCAUAACUGGCAGCUGUCCCUAUUCCAUCGGCCUGGGGCACUUUCAUAGGGGUAGCUCCAGCGCAGAGACUACUGUUCAAACACCAACACUGGUUUCCAGGAGCCAGAGGUGGCUUUAAAUGAUUGAACUCAGCAGGCUUCCCUUCGUGUUGACCUUUUUUCCCCAGUGGCCUUUGCUGGGGGUGGCGGGGGAGAAGUGGAAAAGAAGGAAGGGAAGGAAAGAUGGAAGGAAGGGAGAGAGGUAGGCAGGGAAGAUGGGAGGAAGUGCAGAUGGGAUGGCACUGCCCCACUUCCAGAGGCCCCAUCUUCCAUGAAGCCUUUGGCCUGAGCAGGUUUCCUUCUCAGAGGCCUCCCAGGGGGGAGAAUAGGGAAGACAAGAGCCUGAUGCCCACCUAGGUGUAUGUGAGGGCCCCAGUGCUCGCCUCUCUGCCUCCUCCCACCCAAGUCCUUUACCUCUGCUGCUGCUAACACUGCUGCUGCUGCUUCAAGGCCUACCCUGGGGAGCCGGGCUGGGCGCCAGCCUCCCCCACACCCCUCAGGCUUGGAGUGGGGGCUGGCUGGUGUCCAGAGAGUCUCUUCUGCCACUGAUGCCCCCACCAGGGACCGGGCCCUCUUCCCCCUCCUCGUCCCCACAUCUCCUGCCUCGUCAGCCUAACAUUACCUGCAGCCAAGCCCAGCUCCACAAGGAAGGGGCAAAAAUGGGACAGGAUGGCUGAGAAAGUUGGGAGAUACAGGGGCCAGAGGAGGGUGGAGGGUGGGCCGAGGGGCUGUCUUAUUUAAAGUGGUUGUGUAUGAUUCUUAUACUAAUUUAUACAAAGAUAUUAAGGCCCUUUUCAUUAAGAAAUUGUCCCCUUCCCAUAAUUAUGUUCACUGUGUUUGUAAAGAUUGUUCUGUGUAAAUAUGUCUUUAUAAUAAAGAGUUAAAAGCGACAAUUCGCCCUUACUCUUGGAGGUCACAUUCAGGAGGGGCGUUCCUCUCCCCUGAGGGCCAUGGCUGUCCCCAUGCCCAGGUAUUGCACAUGCGGGGAGGUAAGUGCCUGCAUCCUAAGUCAGCUCUAGGUCAACUGGCCUCAAACCAAUUUGCCAACAGCUCACGAAAGGAAUCCCUGUACUCAAUGACCAGUUCACAGAAAAUUCAGCCCACUUUUAAGUCUUUUGGCAUCUGUUUGAGUGUCCUAAUUUUUGGGGGAGUGUCAUUUAAAGGAUUUUAAAAAAGCAAUUUAUUUAAGAACAUACUGAUUAAAUGUGGAAUUUCUACUAAAAAUUGUUCUGUAUCUUUGGUGGGUGCCUUCUGCUAUUUUAUCUACUCUUGAACACUUCCGGGACUUUUUAGCCAGUUUGCCUUUCUUGAAAAAUGUUAUGUUUUCAGCAGUAUUUGGUAAUUACUUUGUAUGUAUCAUUUUAUGUUUCACAGAGUAGAGUUGCUUGAUGAAUGAGAUGGCCUGAAAAAUAAAA
Molecule: messenger RNA, 3170 nt
Organism: Cynocephalus volans (Philippine flying lemur)
Lineage: Eukaryota; Metazoa; Chordata; Mammalia; Dermoptera; Cynocephalidae
Gene: APLN
Product: apelin
Exons: 3
Coding region: 310-543 (77 amino acids)
Biological process (GO): signal transduction
Molecular function (GO): apelin receptor binding; hormone activity
Source: RefSeq, a predicted model, not a curated record